AUGGGGUACAAAACUCUGUGCUUUGGAGUCUCUUGUAUUCUAUUUGCUUACUGCAUUUAUUCACCUGUUCCAGAAAAUAUUGAAGAACCUUGGAAAGUGAGAUUCAUGGAUGCUCUCAUAAAAAUGACUUCACUUGUGGCCACAUUAUUUGAAAACAUAGGUCUUAUGAAAUAUGAAGAAGUAUUUUCAACUGUAACAGCACUUCACCUUACAAAACCAGUUUCAGAUGAAAACAUUACAGUGAUUGACACAAACUUUAGUGACAUUCCUGUUCGUCUGUACUUGCCAAAAAAGAAGUCUGAAAGACAGAGACCAGCUAUUAUUUUCAUUCAUGGUGGUGCUUUUGUCUUGGGAAGCUGCAAGAUGUCAGCUUAUGACGACCUGAACAGAUGGACAGCAAACAAGCUUGAUGCUGUUGUUGUGGGAGUAGACUACAGGCUUGCUCCUCAGUAUCAAUUCCCAGCUGCCCUUGAAGAUUGUAUUUUUGUGAUCAAGUUCUUUCUCCAGGAUAAAGUUCUUACAGAAUAUGGAGUGGAUCCCUCUCGCAUCUGCGUUAUGGGAGACAGUUCUGGGGGUACCUUGGUAGCAACAGUGACUCAACUG
Molecule: messenger RNA, 603 nt
Organism: Peromyscus leucopus (white-footed mouse)
Lineage: Eukaryota; Metazoa; Chordata; Mammalia; Rodentia; Cricetidae
Product: arylacetamide deacetylase-like 2
Exons: 4
Molecular function (GO): hydrolase activity
Source: RefSeq, a predicted model, not a curated record